Messenger RNA from Chondrus crispus (carragheen), 783 nucleotides. RefSeq lists its product as hypothetical. The record is from RefSeq and is a predicted model, not a curated record. The transcript has a single exon. Bases 1 to 783 code for a protein of 260 amino acids. NCBI's taxonomy places the organism in Eukaryota, Rhodophyta, Florideophyceae, Gigartinales, Gigartinaceae.
AUGCAGAUGCACGAAUCGCCAGCAGGGCACGUAAUCAUGUUUCCGUUUGUGCAGAAUCUUCCUUCUGUACAACCUGAGGAGCACGUGCAAGCCGAUCCGGUAAUCCCGUCGCCACUGCCACCAUGUGAGUCUGCGUCCUCAUUCGCGGGUGUCUCCUCCGGAGUACCAGAGCUCUCGAUCUCCGCGAUGGGAAUGUCUGCAGCAUUUGCAGUUUCUUCAGAGAAGCAUACUGUGCUCUCACCUAUUUGCACGCACACUUCUCCAGCUGUCGAACAAUCGGCGCUAGACGUGCAUGCCUCAAGUCCACCUGAAGGUACACAUAUGCAAGUCUCGCCAGAAGAGCACGUGUCGAUGUUCUCUAUGUCUGUACAGCUUCUUCCACCCGCACAUUCCGAUGAGCUCGUGCAGAUCGCACCAGUAAUCCCGUCACCACUACCGCCGCUGGAGCCAGGGUCAUCAGUGGUGUCGACACCCACGAUAGGAAAGUCUGAAGCAGUCGCAGUUUCUUCAGAAAAACACACUGUGCCCCCACCUAGUUGCACGCACACUUCUCCAGCUGUCGAACAAUCGGCGCCAGACAUACAUACCUCAAGUCCGUCCGAAGGUAAACAUAUGCAAGUCUCGCCAGCAGAGCAGGUGUCAAUGUCUCCGUUUGUACAGAUUCUUCCAUCCGCACAUUCCGUAGAGUUCGUGCAAAUAGAUCCUGUAAGCCCGUCACCUCUCCCGCCAUUCGAUUCUGCGUCAUCAGUUGCGGGUGACUCCUUGGGAGAGGAGUCAGGUUGA